Molecule: messenger RNA, 2460 nt
Organism: Quercus robur (English oak)
Lineage: Eukaryota; Viridiplantae; Streptophyta; Magnoliopsida; Fagales; Fagaceae
Product: sulfite exporter TauE/SafE family protein 3-like
Exons: 12
Coding region: 754-2214 (486 amino acids)
Biological process (GO): protein ubiquitination
Cellular component (GO): Cul4A-RING E3 ubiquitin ligase complex; membrane
Source: RefSeq, a predicted model, not a curated record
ACAAGUCUACUUCAAGGUUCUCCCAAAUCAGAAUUACAUGUCUUAGUUGGACUACGCUUAAACAAGUCGAAUCAAUUCUCUAUCACCUCCAAAAGCAAAUUCAAUAAUGUCUUAUCUUCAUGAAGAAGAUUGAGACUGUUCCCUCUCAGCCAAGGAACUUAAAUUUUCUACAAGGGGUAGCGUGUAUUCUCAGGAAUUUCAUAUAAACACAAAGUACCUUCACAUGCGCAAAGCCAAGUUCUAUUAUUAAUAACGGUAAAAACAGUAGCUCUUUUUUGUUUUAAUCUUGAAGAAUUUAUUCCCUAAACACUAACUUUUACCCUUUGAAAAAACUUCAUGAAAGUAUUGGAGAGAUAGAAGAGAGUGAAAGAGAGAGUUCACAUCUACGGUUUCAAGCUCCUUUCUAGGUCAUGCACUUAUGUUACAUGCAUAGCGGUGCCUCACCAAUACUUCUUUGGUGUGCUUUCCAUUUAAGGUAACACACGCUAGCUCUUUCGAAAUUCAGUUCAGUUUGGUGACUCUUUUUCAACUCAAAAGAGCCACACACGUUAGCUCCUUGGUGUGCUUUCCAUUUUUUGGUCUACACCUUUUUAGUGUGCUGCAAGUGCAGAAGAGCUGUGUAUAAGAAGUAGAGUUUGUUCAAAUUUGAGUUUGUUGUUAACUUUUUAUGCUCCAUUUGAGUUCUGGAUUUGAGGUAAAUUCUAUAAGAGUUUGAUGUUUUGAGGGAAAGGGAGGUGAGAAUUGAAAUAUAUAAUGGCUGGGAAUGGAUCAGAAUGGUGGAGAUCAAGAUUGAUUGGAAUGGUUGCUUUGCUUGUUAUGGCUUCUAUGUAUGUUGUCAUAAAAGAAAGUUCGGAACACAAAGUUUCAAGUUACAAAGUGACUGAAGAGGUUGAAACUCAUUUUGUAAUGAAAGUAUCAGACUCCCCAGGCCACCAUAAUAAAUCAAGUCAUCCAUAUGUACAUAUUUGGCCACUUGAGAUAUAUGGACAGAAAAUGAAAUUUGGCUGGAAGAUAGUGGUGGGAGCAAUAAUUGGAUUCUUUGGGGCAGCGUUUGGGAGUGUGGGAGGAGUUGGUGGGGGUGGAAUUUUUGUUCCAAUGCUAACCUUGAUUAUUGGGUUUGAUCAGAAAUCAUCAACUGCUCUAUCAAAAUGUAUGAUCAUGGGGGGAGCAGCUGCAACAGUUUUCUACAAUUUAAGGCAAAGGCAUCCCACCCUUGACCUGCCCAUCAUUGACUAUAACUUGGCUCUUCUAUUUCAACCAAUGUUGGUGCUGGGAAUUAGUAUUGGAGUUUCUUUCAAUGUGAUUUUUGCUGAGUGGAUGAUCACAGUAUUGUUAAUUAUCAUCUUCAUAGUUAUGUCAACUAAGGCUUUCCUCAAGGGUGUUGAGACAUGGAAAAAGGAAACCAUAACUAAAAAGGAGGCUGCUCAACGCUUGCAAUCAAAUGGUAUUGGUAGUGCAGAUGUUGAACUCAGACCCCUACCUGAAGGCCAGAGCAAUGAUGCUCAUACAGAAACCAAGGACUCAAAAAAAUCAGAGGUCCAGGUUUCUAUUCUUGAGAACAUUUACUGGAAGGAACUUGGAAUUAUUGUUGCUGUCUGGGUCGUAGUCCUUGCAUUGCAGAUUGCCAAGAAUUACACAACAACUUGUUCAGUGCCAUAUUGGAUCUUAAACCUCUUGCAGAUCCCUGUGACAGUUGGAGCGACAUCAUAUGAGGCUGUUGGCCUGUACAAAGGGGGGAGAGUGAUUGCAUCAAGGGGAGAAGCAGGCACAAAUUUGCGACUACACCAGCUGGUUCUUUAUUGUGUCUGUGGCAUUGUAGCUGGAAUUAUUGGUGGGUUGCUAGGUCUUGGUGGAGGGUUCAUUUUGGGUCCACUGUUUCUGGAGCUGGGAAUCCCUCCUCAGGUGUCAAGUGCCACAGCCACAUUUGCCAUGGCAUUUUCCUCAUCCAUGUCUGUGGUGGAAUACUAUCUUCUAAAACGCUUCCCUCAUCCUUAUGCUCUCUACUUUUUUGCUGUGGCGAUCAUUGCUGCUCUCGUUGGACAAUAUGUGGUAACAAAAGUGAUUGCAAUGAUAGGGAGAGCAUCUUUGAUUAUCUUCAUUUUGGCUGUCACAAUUUUUAUAAGCGCAAUAUUACUAGGUGGGGUUGGCAUAGAUCGCAUGAUCAAAAAGAUUGAGCACAAGGACCACUUGGGAUUUUAUAGCCUCUGCAAAUAGACUUAAAACCUGUUACUUUUCAGCCUAACUCAAACUUUUUCUCAUACCAGGCAACCAGAUUCUUUGAAACCUGCAAAGAGCAAUAUAUCAGGCUUGUUACAGUAUAUAUAUCAAAUAAAAGCUCCACUCUUAGGCUUUGUAUUUUGUAGUUUAUAACUUUUAAUGGCAGUUGGUUUGUGGUACUCCUCUUUGCACCAAUUGAUCUGUACCUAAUUCAAGUAUGAAGGCAGGCACUGCUUCAACCUC